Stereum hirsutum FP-91666 SS1 is the source of this 504-nucleotide messenger RNA. RefSeq lists its product as uncharacterized. Lineage: Eukaryota; Fungi; Basidiomycota; Agaricomycetes; Russulales; Stereaceae. Bases 120 to 389 code for a protein of 89 amino acids. The transcript is spliced from 2 exons. The record is from RefSeq and is a predicted model, not a curated record.
GUUUUACAAGACGAUGAGACUGUCACAGUUUGACCCUAUAUUCAAUAAUUGCAUGUUAGGGGAUCAUAUAUCUUGACCCUUGGACGAUUGAGCACGACAGCCUGCAUAAACACACGAGCAUGAGAACGAAACAAUGUCGACAUAAUCCAGAUGUCUUCGACUGUCUGAUACUAGUACAUUCACCUAACCUCAUGAAAAAGACCGAAUUUUCGAGCCACGCGCUUCGCACAAUAAUGCCUCUUAAGGCGAACCUCCACGACUCUGAAGAGAUGUUGGUCAUUUCUAAGUCGAAAGCCCAGUUAAUCAAUACACUUGAUUUCUUGUCCAUCAAACCCUUCUACGCGAAUGCCGUGUUUCUCCAGGUACUGGAGGGCGACACCAAACCGUGAGUCGGCCUUUUCAAGGUCUGGUGUCCGAUGUCUGUGCGGUGAGAGCGGGAAGCUCUCCGGAUCAAAGAAGCGUACAAGUUUGAGCCCAAGGGGCGCAGGACGUUUCUCUAAUUCA